ACAUUGAUACAGAAUCAAUGGGGGAGGAGGGGUAAGAAGUCAUUUCAAAGAGGGAAAAGAGAGAUAAAAACAACGUAUAAAAGUGCAACAAAACCCCGAUUCCUUCGCGGCGUCGCCCAUCGCUCCCUUCUUCCUCUUCUCAAGUCUUCCGAUUUGUAACCCUAAUAAGACUCAAUCUCGAUCUGCCGGCAGUCGUCUUCCUCUUCUUCGUCUUCUUCGUCUUCUUCGUCUCCGACAAGUUUCCUCUGACUGUAGCAGCCCCAGUCGAGGAGGGAUCAACUCCAGAGUCCAGACUCUGCCCCGGUUCUACACUUCUCCGGUACAGAUUUAUUAGAUUAAAGUUUUAAAAGACCACCACUAUGCUAGAAGGUGCACACAUCAGGCUUAAAGGAUGGCAGCAGGCAGCGGUUGCUCUUGGCUCAGCAUUUGGCGCAUUAUUGGAUCCAAAAAGAGCAGAUCUGAUAGCAGCUCUUGGGGAGACAACAGGAAAGCCGGCUUUCCAUAGAGUACUUGAAAGGAUGAAGAAAAGCCCUGAGGGGAGAGCAAUACUCUUGGAACGUCCACGCGUUAUAUCUACGAAGGUGGGACAUGCAUGGGACCUACCAGCAAACACAUUUGGAGCAGCCUAUGCAAGUUUCAUGGGAUCCAGGAACUUUUCACCAGAUGACCGACCACCUGUGCGGUUCAUGGACACAGAGGAGCUGGCUUAUGUGGCCAUGCGGUCCCGUGAAAUACAUGAUUUCUGGCAUGUGCUUUUUGGCCUUCCCACCAACUUAAUUGGUGAAUCGGCCCUAAAGGUGAUUGAGUUUGAGCAAAUGCUUCUACCUAUGUGCCUGCUGUCAGUCAUAGGGGGCAAUGCAAGGUUCAAUGAGAAGCAGAGGGCUUUGUUCUUCCAGCAUUACUUCCCUUGGGCCACACGGGCUGGUCUGCAGUGUACAGAUCUGAUGUGUGUCUACUAUGAACAGCACUUCCAUGAGGAUUUGGAGGAUGUCCGGAAAAAAUGGGGGAUAAUUCCUGCACCUGCUGCCCCUAAAAUAAAUGCAGCAUUUUAGUGGGGGAUGGAUUUUUUGUAGUUUUCUUAUGCCUAGUUGAAGCCGUAAUGCCCAGAAUUGAAAAUUUCUAUGUUCAUUUUUCACAAGUUUCUGGUAUGGUGGGCAUUUCAACUUUUAAAUCUCGUCCUGUCAAACUAGGCCAUUAGAUUUGUAUAUUGUACUUUGUCUGAAUUCUUUGGCAGAAAGAUCUGGAGGAAUUCCAAUAGAUGCUUACAAAAUAUUGAAGAGAUGUAUCUGAAUGAUGAAUAAGUAUGUUGGUUCCAUUAUUAGUGGCUAUCAACAAUCCUCCCACAAUUUGAGAGCAAUUAUCAAGAAGUCAAGGAAAGGAAGCAAUAACAGCAGUAGUAUUUGGAAUAUCAAAUACUAAAAAGAGAAAACAAAGAUUUGGACAGAAUAGAGGCAAAUCAUACUGAUAAAGCUAAUUACGUGGGAUAAACUCCAUGGGAUUGGAAAUUCAGAACUUCUGUGCCUAGGGGUAACAAGCGAACAAGUCUGGAGUUUGUUUUGUUUUGUACAUUGUUAAAUUGUUACAUUUUUAUUUACUUCUACUUAUGAUUCUUCUGGCUUUAUGGUUUCUUUCA
Messenger RNA from Macadamia integrifolia, 1633 nucleotides. RefSeq names its product ubiquinone biosynthesis protein COQ4 homolog, mitochondrial. Lineage: Eukaryota; Viridiplantae; Streptophyta; Magnoliopsida; Proteales; Proteaceae. Gene Ontology annotation, biological process: ubiquinone biosynthetic process. The record is from RefSeq and is a predicted model, not a curated record. Gene Ontology annotation, cellular component: mitochondrial inner membrane. The transcript is spliced from 3 exons. Bases 360 to 1052 code for a protein of 230 amino acids.